Molecule: messenger RNA, 462 nt
Organism: Fusarium subglutinans
Lineage: Eukaryota; Fungi; Ascomycota; Sordariomycetes; Hypocreales; Nectriaceae
Exons: 2
Coding region: 1-462 (153 amino acids)
Source: RefSeq, a predicted model, not a curated record
AUGUCGCUCCCCCGUUCUUCUUCCACCCAGAACCUCAACUAUUGCACGCCGGAUAUAACUCCCACCGCAAGUUGCGACCACAUCUUCGCCGUCCUCAUUUGCGAGUCCAACGAUAAAAGCCAGUGGAACCUUUUCGUCGCAGAGCUCUACCGACUCCAGGGCCCUUCGAAACUCCCAUAUACGAUUUCGCAAAGCUUCCUCCAGAUCGAUUACCGCUCAGAAUACCUCGAUCUCCUCAGACACGAAAUUCGACUCGCAGUCGAGAAUUAUAACACUAUGGUCCUUGGCUGGUGGGCGCGGUUAGCAGCGCGGAUGGAAGGGAGAGUCUUUGAACUACGUGAUGUCGACGCUGCAGUGUCUGAGCUAAAGGAGCAGCUCCUGGACGCGGAAAUGGUAGCAGGCUGGUUGAAUCAGAGCCUUUCGCCUUUGGGACAGGGCAGAUUUGUGAGGUUGCGGGAGUGA